AUGGUUCUGGAUUCCACCUUCCGCAAGAGAGAAUUGGGUUAUUCUCAGCUCCCUGUAGAGCUUUUCAGCAGUAAAUUUUCGUGGAGAUUGCACGACAUAGCUAAAGCAAGAUACUUUUACGUAUGGCUUUUCUCACUGGCGAUUUUUCCGAUGGUUGCUGCGAUUCUUGUGCUGAAGACUAAUACUUGGUCUUCCAUGGUCACCAGAUACAUUGUGAUAUUCAGUGGUGAGCUUGCAUUCGGAUCGUUACCCCUAGCUUGCCAAGUGAAAAAGCUUAAAAGCAUUUCCAAGCUACGGUCACUGCUGGUGAAGGAAGUUGUCAGGCUUGGACCAGAUCUCAACUAUGAUGACUGGAACUUGAUUGCUCAACAUGCAAACGAAUAUUUGCUCCAAGAAGGGUUCUGGCACUCUGAACAUUGUAUCUACGACGGUGCAGAAUGUCUAAGCUAUUUCAGGGCUCAAGUUUAUCUCCCAUCCAUCAAUAAUCCAUCCGAAAAUCACGAUGAGCUACUCGCUACUGAGCUUUAUGAGAAGAGCUAUGAAGACUACUGGAAUUCGCAGGAAUGCGUUAAGUUUACGACGGUUCAAGAGACCAACCAAACUCUUCCCAAAGACACCUAUCACUUCUCGUUAGUGUAUGAUUUGAUCCUUGGUGCCAAGGAAGCAUUAGCGUUUCUUCCCCUUGUCAUGCUGUUUUUUUUGCUCUUGGUUUCAAAAAUUAACCUAACAAUGCUAGUAACAUAUUCGGUAUUGUGGUAUUUACAACUACUGGCCUCCUUCUGUUUCUUAACGAGAAUGAGCAGGAAACAUGUAAUCUUCACACCGAUGAAUGUGAUGAGGCUCUUGAAACUGGAGCUACAGUUGGAGCCCGGUGAAAGUGCUAGGGAAUGGGACGAGGUUGCAAAGAAAAUGAACACCUAUUUGAAGGAUGAGGGUGUCUUUCAAGGCAAGAGAGUAUUUUUUGAUGGUAAGGAAUGUCAUGCCAAAUUUCAAUCGUUGCUGGCUGCAACGCUUCCGGAGGAUGACACUAAAAAGAGUUUAUACCCUGAACUUGUUUGUUUUGCGAGUGAAUUUAGAACCGCAUAG
Molecule: messenger RNA, 1086 nt
Organism: Lachancea lanzarotensis
Lineage: Eukaryota; Fungi; Ascomycota; Saccharomycetes; Saccharomycetales; Saccharomycetaceae
Product: LALA0S06e00628g1_1
Exons: 1
Coding region: 1-1086 (361 amino acids)
Source: RefSeq, a predicted model, not a curated record